Molecule: messenger RNA, 1344 nt
Organism: Puma concolor (puma)
Lineage: Eukaryota; Metazoa; Chordata; Mammalia; Carnivora; Felidae
Source: RefSeq, a predicted model, not a curated record
AUGGCCCAUGCGGGAGACUGCAAGCAGAUGCCCUGGCUCCCUGUCCUGGUGGUGUCACUGCUGUGUUCAGCCAGAGCAGAAUACUCCAACUGCGGAGAGAAUGAGUACUACAACCAGACCACGGGACUGUGCCACGAGUGUCCCCAGUGUGGCCCGGGAGAGGAGCCCUACCUGUCCUGUGGUUAUGGCACCAAAGAUGAGGACUAUGGCUGCGUCCCCUGCCCAGCGGAGAAGUUUUCCAAAGGAGGCUACCAGAUAUGCAGGCGUCACAAAGACUGUGAGGGCUUCUUCCGGGCCACCGUGCUGACACCAGGGGACAUGGAGAAUGAUGCUGAGUGCGGGCCGUGUCUUCCUGGCUACUACAUGUUGGAAAAUAGACCCAGGAACAUCUACGGCAUGGUCUGCUACUCCUGCCUCCUGGCACCCCCUAACACCAAGGAAUGUACAGGAGCCAGCUCCGGAGUCUCUGCCAACUUCCCCAGCACCUCUGGCAGCAGCACCCUCUCUCCUUUCCAGCACGCCCACAAAGAGCUCUCAGGCCAAGGGCACCUGGCCACAGCCCUGAUCAUUGCCAUGUCCACCAUCUUCAUCAUGGCCAUAGCCAUUGUCCUCAUCAUCAUGUUCUACAUCAUGAAGACGAAGCCUUCAGCCCCAGCAUGCUGCACCAGCCACCCAGUGAAGAGUGUGGAAGCCCAAGUGAGCAAGGAAGAGGAGAAGAAAGAGGCCCAAGACAGCGUGGUGAUUUUCUCCGAGAAGGAUGAAUUUGAGAAGCUGACUGCAGCUCCAGCCAAGACUGCCAAGAGCGAGAAUGACGCAUCAUCGGAGAAUGAGCAGCUGCUAAGCCGGAGCAUGGACAGUGAUGAGGAGCCUGCCACUGACAAGCAGGGCUCCCCAGAGCUGUGCCUGUUGUCGCUGGUUCACCUGGCCCGGGAGAAGUCGGCAGCCACCAAGUCAGCCGGGAUUCAAAGUCGAAGGAAAAAGAUAUUGGAUGUGUAUGCCAAUGUGUGUGGAGUUGUUGAAGGUCUCAGCCCCACAGAGCUGCCAUUUGACUGCCUUGAGAAGACAAGCCGAAUGCUCAGUUCCACGUACAACUCCGAGAAGGCUGUUGUGAAAACAUGGCGCCACCUUGCCGAGAGCUUUGGACUCAAGAGGGAUGAGAUUGGGGGCAUGACAGAUGGCAUGCAGCUCUUUGAUCGCAUCAGCACAGCAGGCUACAGCAUCCCAGAGCUGCUCACAAAACUGGUGCAGAUUGAACGGCUGGAUGCUGUGGAGUCCUUGUGUGCAGACAUACUGGAGUGGGCUGGGCUUGUGCCACCUGCCUCCCAGCCACCCACUACAUCCUGA